Messenger RNA from Sus scrofa (pig), 6797 nucleotides. It is a transcript of the gene BTRC, whose product is annotated as beta-transducin repeat containing E3 ubiquitin protein ligase. NCBI's taxonomy places the organism in Eukaryota, Metazoa, Chordata, Mammalia, Artiodactyla, Suidae. The record is from RefSeq and is a predicted model, not a curated record. Gene Ontology annotation, molecular function: protein dimerization activity.
CAGUUCUUGCCGGGGCAAACUUCAGAACUACAAAUCCCGUGAGCCAGGGGCACGCACGCGCACGGAACAGUCAGUCCUCCUUGCCCCCCUCCGCCUGAGCCUGAGAGCUAAGAGGGCGGGGGGAAGGAAGAGGAGGCGGGAUCCCGGCGCUGCGUUGGCUGCGGCCUGGCAUCAAGGGGGCGGCCCCGGAGGAGUGCAGACCCAGUGGCCCCUGGCGAUUAUGGACCCGGCCGAAGCGGUGCUGCAGGAAAAAGCGCUCAAGUUUAUGUGCUCUAUGCCCAGGUCUCUGUGGCUGGGCUGCUCCAGCCUGGCGGACAGCAUGCCUUCGCUGCGAUGCCUGUAUAACCCAGGGACUGGCGCACUCACAGCUUUCCAGAAUUCCUCAGAGAGAGAAGACUGUAAUAAUGGCGAACCCCCUAGGAAGAUAAUACCAGAGAAGAAUUCACUUAGACAGGUUUAUCUGAACAAAGCCAAUCCAAUUACAUACAUCCCUGCUGUUACUGGAACCAGAAUUCUUUUGCUUAAAGCUUUAUUUUAUUUGACUUACAACAGCUGUGCCAGACUCUGCUUAAAUCAAGAGACAGUAUGUCUAGCAAGCACUGCUAUGAAGACUGAAAACUGUGUGGCCAAAACAAAACUUGCCAAUGGCACUUCCAGUAUGAUUGUGCCCAAGCAACGGAAACUCUCAGCAAGCUAUGAGAAGGAAAAGGAACUGUGUGUCAAAUAUUUUGAGCAGUGGUCAGAGUCUGAUCAAGUGGAAUUUGUGGAACAUCUUAUAUCCCAAAUGUGUCAUUACCAACAUGGGCACAUAAACUCCUAUCUUAAACCUAUGUUGCAGAGGGAUUUCAUAACUGCCCUGCCAGCUCGGGGUUUGGAUCACAUUGCUGAGAACAUUCUGUCAUACCUGGAUGCCAAAUCACUAUGUGCUGCUGAACUUGUGUGCAAGGAAUGGUACCGAGUGACAUCUGAUGGAAUGCUAUGGAAGAAGCUCAUCGAGCGAAUGGUCAGGACAGAUUCUCUGUGGAGAGGCCUGGCAGAACGGAGAGGGUGGGGACAGUAUUUAUUCAAAAACAAACCUCCUGAUGGGAAUGCUCCUCCCAACUCUUUUUAUAGAGCACUUUAUCCUAAAAUUAUACAAGACAUUGAGACGAUAGAAUCUAAUUGGCGAUGUGGAAGACAUAGCUUACAGAGAAUCCACUGCCGAAGUGAAACGAGCAAAGGAGUCUACUGUUUACAGUAUGAUGAUCAGAAGAUAGUAAGUGGCCUUCGAGACAACACAAUCAAGAUCUGGGAUAAAAGCACAUUGGAAUGCAAGCGAAUUCUCACAGGCCACACAGGUUCUGUCCUGUGUCUCCAGUAUGAUGAGAGGGUGAUCAUAACUGGAUCGUCGGAUUCCACAGUCAGGGUGUGGGAUGUAAAUACAGGUGAAAUGCUAAACACAUUGAUUCACCAUUGUGAAGCUGUUCUGCACUUGCGUUUCAAUAAUGGCAUGAUGGUGACCUGCUCCAAAGACCGUUCCAUUGCGGUAUGGGAUAUGGCCUCCCCAACUGACAUCACCCUCCGGAGGGUACUUGUUGGACACCGAGCUGCAGUCAAUGUUGUGGACUUUGAUGACAAGUACAUCGUUUCUGCAUCUGGGGACAGGACUAUAAAGGUAUGGAACACAAGUACUUGUGAAUUUGUACGGACCUUAAAUGGACACAAACGUGGAAUUGCCUGUUUGCAGUACAGAGAUAGGCUGGUUGUGAGUGGCUCAUCUGACAACACUAUCAGAUUAUGGGACAUAGAAUGUGGUGCAUGCUUACGAGUAUUAGAAGGCCAUGAGGAAUUGGUGCGCUGUAUUCGAUUUGAUAAUAAGAGGAUAGUCAGUGGAGCCUAUGAUGGAAAAAUUAAAGUGUGGGAUCUUAUAGCUGCUUUGGAUCCCCGUGCUCCUGCAGGAACUCUCUGUCUUCGGACCCUUGUGGAGCAUUCUGGAAGAGUUUUCCGGCUCCAGUUUGAUGAAUUCCAGAUUGUCAGUAGUUCACAUGAUGACACAAUCCUCAUCUGGGACUUCCUAAAUGAUCCAGCUGCCCAAGCUGAACCCCCCCGCUCCCCUUCUCGCACAUACACCUAUAUCUCCAGAUAGAUAAUCAUACACUGACCUCAGACUUGCCCAGGACUCAUUAAAGUUGCGGUAUUUAACGUAUCUGCCAAUACCAGGAUGAGCAACAACAGUAACAAUCAAACUACUCCCCACUUUCCUCGGACUAGCCGGGGAGCGGGGCUUUAAGACUCCUGUUGGGACACAGUUGGUCUGCAGUCGACCCGGGACGGUCUACUCAGCGCAGCUGACUGCUUCCGUGCUGCUAUCAGAAGAUGUCUUUUAUCUUUUGGGAAUGAUUGGAACUUUUAGACCUCACCUCCCCUCCCCUCCUUCUUUUCCCUCUGCACCUGUUUUUUCUUCAUUUGGUUCCAGACAAAGAUGACUUAUAAAUAUAUUUAGUGUUUUGCCAGAAUCUCUCUUGCUUUGCUGGUAAGCAGAAGAACUAGUUUCCCUAUGUAGCCUACUGGGAGAGAGCCACUUCUAGGGGAUGGGAGAUAAAACUUCAAGCCAAACAGCACCCAGUGUCUCCCUGUAUACUGCAGCAGUGCCCAGCGCCUGGCAGCAUCAACCCAGCCUCAUGUGCUUAGGAGGAUACUGCUGUCUGUAUAGCCUCUGGGGCAAGAAAGAAAGAAAAAACAGGAGUACACACCCUAGAAGAUCUGGGCCUCUUCCCUUCUGUCUCUUUCUCUGAUUCUGCCCCUUUUCCCCCUUCCCUCACUCCCCUUCAACAUGUUUCUCUGCUGCACCUGAGAAGAAAGAGUAUGAAGAAAGUAUUCUCACUUAGCAUGAGGCAAAUGAGAGAACACAGUACUUAGAAGAGUUCGACGCUACUUAGUCAAAAUUUGAAACCCAGGCUUUUGCUGUAAGUGACCCUAUGUGGCAACAGUGGAUUCUCAGAUGUGGGACUCUCGUCAUAUUUGCAACUCUUCUCUCUUCUCCUUUUAACAUCCCUCCUCCCCCAAAGGGGCGGGGGCGGGGGCAUGCAGAAAUUUCCUGGGCUCCGUCAAUGGCCACAUCUUUCCUGGACUCAGCAGUCUCCUCGAUUCCAUGUAGAGUGUGGAAAGGAGUCGCUGAUUGCAUUUCCUCUCAUUAACAAUUAGAUGUGUAAUAAAAAGCGUUGUACUUCAUCCUAAAUCACUGGUAAGACUCAGCCUACAGAAAGGGUUGAAAUGGCCAGAGCCAGUUGCUGGAUGCGUUCUGCAUAAAGGUUCGCAUCUCUGAUUUCCUCAUCAGGGCCUGCGAGCACCCAGGCGCCUGUAUCUCUGCAAGACCAUGAUCAGACUGGUUUACCAGGUGGUCAGGACUAAAAGGUGAUGUCUCUUUCAUUUAAGGCAGUAAAUAUCACCUCUUCAGAGUCAAGCUAAUCACCUCAACCUUGCACUGCAGAACCUUCCUUCUGCUUUUCUAAACCCAAUAUUUACAAAAGGCCAAGCUGCCAGGGAGAGGGGAUCAGGGUGAAGUUUGGCACACAGGGUUUAUUAAUGGCACAGAAACUGCCUUCUCUUUCCUUCUCUUCCUCCUCUUGGCCUUAUUUUACUCUCACACUCCCUAACCAAUACAAUUUCUCUGGCAGUUCAUGAGCAACAUAAACAAAUGGACCUCAGCAAGGACCAGGGGUGACCAGCCACUUGAAAAGUGGCUGUACAGGCUUCAAGCUGGGGCACAGGGAGUACUGUCAGCGAGUGCCUGCCUUGUUUCCUGGGGCAGGAGAGGGCUUGCACCUGCCAUCUUACAUGGCAUGGGCACACCCAUCCGUGCCCUGAGGCACAGGGCAGAAGCUGAGCAGACAGGCCCGUUGUUUCCAUUCCUAAUCAUAGCAGUUGAGUAGAAGAAAGCUCCCUUUUAAUCAGCUGCUAUAAAACAUUUGGACUGAGAGCCAGUUAACAGGUGACCUCAGAGCCGGGCCACUUUAGUUCAGCAGGGGUAUGGGGAGGAGAGACAGUGCUCCGCACUCUUCCCUCUGCUUUGCAAGAAGGUGUCCUCUUCCCAAAAUGUGUCCAGACUGAAUGUUGUUAUUACAUAUUGAGAGGCAGAUUAUGCAUAUGCAUUUUCCCUUUUCUGCUUUAUGAGUACUUUUAAGCUUUUAGUUCCAGGUUAUAUUCAAAAAAUUCUUCCCAGUGUAAUGAGAUAUCAUUGCCCGGGAAAUAUUUUCUGAGUAUAAUUCCCUUACCAACAACCCAAAAGCUAGAGAAAUAUUUUCUAUUUCGCUGCUAUCAGGGUUCCUUGUCUAUUGUGUUGAGUAUUAAUAGCUUUUUGAUUGGUUAAGGAUUUUGCUAUAGAUGAGGCAGAGGGCCUUCAGCCCUGAAAAACACACAGGUCAGGCUUGAAAGAAGCAUAGAUUCCAAGCUGUUUCAAAACGUUGCCCAAUAGCCAUAACUCUUCCAGCCCUUCUCUUAUAUGCUGCUAUUCAAAAGUGGAAACCAUCGAAUAUUCAUUGGUGCCAGGGGUUUUGCUCUCCCAUCUAGGUUCAGUUGAAGGGCAUAUUGUUUACAAGACUGUCUUGGAGCUUGCCCAGUCCAUCAUAAGUGAGCCUGAGGGUGGCCCCUGCAGGUAGCUCCAUUGAGGAUAUUCUUCAAGUUGUCCUCUGCUGCUGAUAGAAGUGGGAAUGAAGUUAAGUGGUCUGAAAAACUUGAGUCAGUCACAUUUCUCAGCUCUGGGGGUCAUUUACCAGUUCAUUGUAGAAGAAAUAAUCAGGUAAGUAGAAGCUCAUUUCCAGAGAAGGUAAACCUCACUUACCAUCUCUGCAUGAUUUCAGUGGGAAUUGGUUAUCGCUAAUCCCCAACUGGGCUAGAAUAAAUGUAAAGUUUGACCUUUUUAAGAAGAAAAGAGAAACAAAGAAAGUCUCAUCACCACCUCUACAGGAUUGGCAGGAAAGGAGCUGAAGGUGUCUCUGGGCUCUGAAGUGAAAUUCCCCGUUAUAGAUUAGUCUCAUUAAAAUUCCAGGGUGGGCCUGACAGAAAUGUCUCUUAAAGAUAGGAGGAGGCUUGUUCAAAGGCAGGCGAGGAGUGGGUGCAUUUGCCCCUGCCUCUGGGAGCUCUCUGUCGACGCUGGGGCUGCCUGGACAAAACCAGCACGCCUCGCUGCAUGUGUGUGUGUUUCCACUGCUGAGAACAUCCUUUUAUUUUGCUUAUGCGCAGUUUGAAAGUGGAUGUGAAUUGUGGAUGGGAGGCUCUUUUACACUUGUCCCUUGACAAAUUUCUUUCUGGUGGCUCCUCACCAGAAACUUCGUAGACUAGACAGGGACUCUCUGGAACUCUACUGACAAGUAAUAAAGUCUGGCCCUCAUAACUUGUUUCUGGAAAAGACCCUGGGACCCCUAAAUCAUUCUGUUUUCUGCUUCACUAAGAAAAAUCCUUUUUAUUUUUCUUUUGUAAAAUCAAAAACUGAAGAGAAGAAAUACGCAGUCUUCUCCUUUGCUGUCUCCUGGUACCCAUUGGUCUGAACAGCUGUGGUUGGCCUGUCUCUCACUUAGCACUUGGGUGUAUGUGGAAACACAGGGCUCGGGGUGAAGGAGUGGUGGGGGGAUAUUGGACAUGAUGAGGGCAGUUUCUUCUGCCCCAGAAUUAGAUAAGACACCUUGGUAUUGUUUAUCUUCUUGGCAACUUAGAUGGUAAUACCUUCCUGCCUGGAGUGGGAGAAGCCCAACCCAGAACAGUGCAGGCAGGAGCGGCGAGGCUGCAAGCUUGAUUCUGGAGGAAUCCAAGGUACCUCCAGGUGACGAUCAGGUUUACCGCAUGACUUUGAUCCACAUUUCUGACCUCCUCCAUUUCUCUGAGUUUAACAGACUUCCCAGGAACUGGAGAACAUGAAAAGGUACCCUGGCUUCUCCUUGCCUUCUUCUCUUCCCUUCUAGAAUAACUCUCCCUUCUACCAAGUGUACCCAAACCUGCAGGCUGAGUUCAGUUCCUCGGGCUUCAUCCACAUGGCUGAUUGCCGGCAGACCACAGCCCCUUAUGUUAUCUGCAGUCUCACCAUAAUCGGUGCCAAAAAGACAGUCGUCUCUUAGUGGAGCAUAGCUGAGUUUUGCUUCUUGUUAUUUUUACCUGUAGUUCAUUUGUGACUUCAGGAAGCUUGAAACAGAGGAGAGAAACCAAAAAAGUGUGAUUAUGGCAGCCUGACUUCAGAUGGAACUUCAUGCAUUAUAUCCAGAAACCUCUGUUGGAAAUAGAGUACCUAUGAUCUAAAAUUUCCUGGAGGCAGAUGACAUGUAAAAUAUAUGCUCUCCAACCCACCCAGCUGGCUCUCUUAGCUUCUGAUUGGCAGUGCGCGUGUUAAGGUUCAGUGCCGUGAACAGCAUUAUAAAGCAUCACCUCCUUUCUCUCUCUCUCUCUCUCUCUCCCUUUUUUGGACGCUGAUGGAAAAGACCAACAAGGAGGGUUAGAUCUCUGGGUACCAAGGACACUAAUCCCUUCCCAAAUCAGUGAUCACUUAAGCCCAAUGCAGGCUGUUCUGAGGGAUGUCCAUUGGACUCCAGCUAGGGGGCAGGCCUGGCAACAAGUGUGAGCCUCCCUGAGAGCUUUUGUUUGGCUCAGCCUUUGUUCUCUAGACUCUUGAGUACUGACUGCUUUGACUUUUGUGAUUAUGUUAUUAUGGUGAUGUGUAGUCAAUGUACCAAUAUGUUCACGAUCUAGGAUCAUGAAAUAUAGUGCGUUUUGGUUUUUUUUAACUGUUCAGAAAAAAGUAACUUAAAUUACAAAUAUAAGAUUAAAGUGAA